AUGGAAAUAUCUGACGAAAAAAGCAAAAAUUCUUCGGCUACUUUAUCCCUGGAGCCUUCCAAAAACAAAUGAUCGCAUAAGCCUCAGUUAAUAAUAUGCCAAAAUUGCGAUUACAAAGGUUUUAGCAAGUGCGAGUACGAUAGUGGUUUCAUUGCCUGACUGGUAUGCGGGACAUGCAUUUUAGUAGGCUGUGUCUUUGGAUGCUGUAUGUGUCCUUUUUGUAUUGCUGGUCUUAAAAUAUGCACCCACAUAUGUCCCCAUUGUAAUAAAGUUGUGGGAGCUCAUUAUCCUGGCAAAGUGUAG
Molecule: messenger RNA, 303 nt
Organism: Blepharisma stoltei
Lineage: Eukaryota; Ciliophora; Heterotrichea; Heterotrichida; Blepharismidae
Source: the annotation of a GenBank genome assembly